ACUUAUCUCUACCUGAGAUCUUAUGUUUUGUUUUUUCAGAUUAUAUCUCGAUUCUUAUUAUUCAUCUCCUGGUUGUGAAGUUUCCGCUCUGUCUCCUACACUUUAUGACACAAUUUCAAAUCCUUCAGCGCCAGAUAAUGCAAUUCGGGCUUUUCAUUUGCUUAGCACAAGUCCUAAAGUUCAGGCUGCUGUGGCUUCACUUGCUUGUGAUCCAGAUGUAUGGAAUGCAGUCAUGAAAAAUCCUGAUUUCAGGCUCUUGCUAGCAAAACUGAAAGCGGAAACUGAAGAAGUGGAAAAGUUAUCAAGUUGUGCUUCUGAAGUAGUUGAAACACCUGAAAAAAUGGAAGCAUCAUCCAAGUCUCACUCGCGAAACGUGUUCUCCAAUAUCAAUAUCAGUGGUCGUCUGCGGAAUUUAAAGGAUAGAGUCUAG
Messenger RNA from Vigna radiata var. radiata (mung bean), 430 nucleotides. RefSeq lists its product as uncharacterized. The coding region runs from base 23 to 430 and encodes 135 amino acids. The record is from RefSeq and is a predicted model, not a curated record. The transcript has 4 exons. Lineage: Eukaryota; Viridiplantae; Streptophyta; Magnoliopsida; Fabales; Fabaceae.